Molecule: messenger RNA, 408 nt
Organism: Caenorhabditis briggsae
Lineage: Eukaryota; Metazoa; Nematoda; Chromadorea; Rhabditida; Rhabditidae
Exons: 4
Coding region: 1-408 (135 amino acids)
Source: RefSeq, a predicted model, not a curated record
AUGAAAUUUCUAUUUUUAAUUAUUCCUCUUUUUCUGAUUUCUAGCUCAUCCACUACUAAAUUUGUAUUCGAAGGAGAACUGUUCUGCUACAAGCCUGACUUUUCAUAUAGUGUGCAAAUUGUUGAAAAGACGCAACCAUCGAAAACAAUAAUCUCAGAAAGCAAAGGCACUAGUAAAACACACGAUAAGCAUUUUGAAAUCGAAGGAAUCGCUGAAACUAAUGGAACGGAUACUCCACACCAUGACAUUGACAUUGAUGUGAUCCACAAUUGCUAUCCAGAUGGUCAUUUCAACACAAUUAGCCAUCACGUCGGUGAAUUCCAUAUUGAAGCGGAGGUUAUUAAACAAUUCAUCAAAUUUGAUUUGAACGAUAAAAUGUACCCCGAAGUCGAGGAGCCAAAAAAGUAA